CUGCAAAGAAGCCAGUUCAUCAUCAAGAAAUAUUUAAAGAAAUCAUUCAGCUGAAAUCUCAAUUUGACUUAUUCGAACUUACUCAUGUUUAUGCACGCGAGACUGAUUUUGGUAACUUCACCGCUGAUAGACUCGCUCGUAAAGCUGUAUACACCACCGAAUUUUUCCAGAUGAAAAAACUUGUGAAAAUAUUCAACAGCAGGCUAAUUUGCGAUAUAAUAUGCGCAAGCGCGAAAAUAUCAAUUACAACGAAGGUACUGACGCACCUGAAGACGGGCCGCGGACAGGUAGAAGGCGUUUUAAACACGUUAAUUCUUUGAUUUUGAACCUGCUCAACCAUGAGCAGCGAAUGAAAUUCGUCGAAUUGUUAUCCGAGCUUCCUGAUUGGUCGCAAAUGCCACGCGACCCCCUCAGCCCUACCUGUUGAUUAUUUAUUUUCUACCUACUUCGUAAGCUUCAUUUCAAAAAGCUGUUCAUUAUAUUUAUCAACCAGCUUCAGCUAACAUCUCGUGCUCACAAAUGUCCCAAUAUAAAUAAAUAUUGAUUCAACCACUAUUUAUUCUAUUCAUUCUAUUGAUUCGUACGAAAUUACUCAUUGCUGUAGAACUGUGUAAAUAUCAUUUCAUCUAAGAAGAAAAAUUUUAAUUUAUUCUAUUAUUUCUAUUUUUUCUAUUAUUUCUAUUUCUGGAAAAAUGUACCCAUUGGACAACUGUUAUCCGCUUCGCUACGUAAAUAAAGCCGAAAAUAUCAUCAGAAUUCGUCGCUUUGAUGGCAGCUACCAAGAUGUUUUUCUCCCAAUUACAUGGGAUAAUUUAGAAGACAAAUUGGUCAACGAUAAUUGCGAUUAUGGUCCAAUCAUGCCGCCAGAUUAUCAAGACCAUUACACUUACGCUCAGCAGCAUUUCUACAUAAGCCGCUACAUUUCAUUAAGCAGGUACGACGGUAUGCACAUUAUGCAUUGUUUCAUUAACGGCUGGUGGCUGAUUGGCGACGGCAUCGCGCAUGCAAUUGCAAGAUAUGCUGUUAAAGAAGAAAAAAGAGUUAUAAAGAUGUGGGAUAAUUCAAAGGUGUCCGGUACGAAUAUUUCAGCGAAGCGUUUGAUGCAUAAUAUCAAGCAUCAUAAAAUCCUAGUUCCAAAAAGAAUCAUCCUAUCUAUCGGCUGCCAUGAUAUACUGAAAGAAACGUUCAAUAAAUGUUGCUAUAACACAAAGGAGCUGAUUGCUUUUCUAUUGGAUCAAGGCGUCGAAGACAUUUUAAUUUUACCAAAUAUUAAUUCAAAUAUGCUGCCAGAUCAUUCGCUCCGGGGAAAAUUUCGAAAAUGGCUUCGUACCGAUUUAAUCGAAAUGGACCCACAAAUUUUGAAAUAUGCGACUAGCCUAGAAGAAAUUUCAGAUAGAGCUGAUCCUUUCUACAAAGAUGGAGCUGGAAACUAUUACUCAAACCCGCUAAUAUACGCUGAACUUGCGUACCGCAUCGUGAAAUUCACUCAAUCUUUAGAAGAAGCUAACCAACUAUGAAUUCGACCGAUAUUUGCGUAAUUUCGGUUGAUUGAUAUUUGUUCAAUUUAUUCAUGAUGUACAUAACGUGUAUUUUUUCCAGGCGAAGAAAUGUUAUUUUAUUUCAUCUUCUUAUUCGUGUAUUAUUUCUAUUUUAAUCUAUCAAAUAAAAUCAACAAAAAUACGACCUUGUAAAUAGUUUUUCUAUUUUUAUCCACGAACUGAGCUACGCCUAACCAUCAUCGACAAGCAGAUCUUUGCUUAGUAUAUGAAAAUAGACAGUCGCAGACCGAUAUUAUACGUACAGAGGGAAGGGGGUUGCGAUAAGAAAUCAGGCUUCGAGUACAAAUGAUCCUUAUCUUGAUUCCUCGAAAUAGCAACGACAGCCAAAGCCUACGCAUCGAACCUACCAUUUCAUCAUUCGACUUUUGCUUCUCUUUGUGUUUAGUGCGUACAUCUCUAACGUGGUGAAAUUUUUUCUAUUCUUUCAAAGUUUAAUUUCGUUCUUAUUAUUUCUAUAAUCGGUAAGAUUUACGCAAUGCUGUAUUUUCCUGGUUCGUUUACUCUAUUUUUUUUAUGUUUGUUCGAUUAUUUAAACUAGUUUGAAAAAUUCCAGCCAUUUGUUCGCCAUCUCGUCUGUUCAACGCGAAAAAUACGUCGCAAUACCUGGAGAAUAAUUUAUUCUAUUGAAUUGUAAGUACUAGUGUUAAUUUACUCACUUAUAAUUUGCAUGGUCUUAUACAAUUUACCGAUUUUGCUGUAAAACACACGUACCAUCGUACCUACCAUCAACCACGUGCUUUAGGCUACAAACACAGCCAUCAUAUCGAUAAUUAAUUUACUUUGAAAAUAAUUACAACAAUACCACGUGUUAUUAAUUCUAUUAAUUCUAUUAAAACUCGUUUCAAAUUUGGAAAAAAGGUGAACCAAAAUUCAUCAUCUAAUUCGAUUCUGUACGUGUGUUUUAAAUAGCUAGCCUAAGUACAUUGCUGUUUUAAUCGUCAGUUUAUUAAUUCAAUUAUUUUAUCCCAGAUUUUCGUUGAUUGGUAAACUGAAUUAUUUCAAGUGUUUCGUCGAAGGUUUCUGUUAUUUGAAGAACUGUAUUGUUUCAAGAUAUGAUCCAGCUUCGCUUUGCUACUGGUAUGCUAUAUUGAUUCUAUUUUUUCGAAGAUUCAAAACAACUAUUGAUUCUAUUUGUUCUAUUCUGUUACACCAGCUAUAUUGCGACGAUUCGUACGUUUAGUUUAAAGAAGAUAUUGAUUCGUUUGACGAUUAUUGAACCGUAAUUUGCAAAAAGGUAAAUUGACCAGCAACUUAUUCAUAUUGUUUCUAUUUUCGCUCGUGAAACUUGUACUUACGCAUUACUAUUUCUCCAGCUUAUUCGUUCUGCUGUGUCGCUAAUUAUUUGGCUGGAGUUUGUUCGUUUGUUCGCUACGAUUUGCGUAAGAAAGGUAUUGAUUAUUUUAACUUAUUCUAUUAAUUCUAUUAUUUCUAUUUCGACAUGAAUAUCCAUAAAUUUAUCACAUGGAAUGGCAAUCAAUACUCAUUCAAGAAGCCAGAAACUUCAUCUUUCUUAAGACAGCGCGAAUUUGAUCGAGCCAGAUUUAAAGAAGGGCUAUGGGAAAAUACUUUUGAUUCGCUGUGUAAUAUUUUCUAUAUGGAUGAUAUACGUGUAUACGAACCUAACUUUUCUCGAUUAGAUUUUCCAACGGAUUUUAUCCAAUCUAUAAGCAUCGAAGAUUCCAGCGAUAACUCAUCUGACACUGAUUCUUUUCUGUCCUCUAGGCCAAUGGAAAGGUAUCGUGUUCCGGUAUGCCAGUACUGCGGGGAGGAGUUCGUGGCAGGACAAGAAACUGUACGGAAUGAAACCUGUCCACAUACUUACCAUCGCGAGUGCGUUAAAAGCUUAACUGAGCAACGUACGCCCGCCGGCAAUUUCCGCUAUCUCCCCGCAAAAUGUCAACAUCGAAGUUGCGGUGCGGUUUUGAUUCGACAACACUAUCACAGUGUUAUUUUCCGCUAUGAGACGCCCGAAAAUAUUUGCACCAACUCUGGACACCGGCAUAGAAUCGCGAAUCUCAGCGACACGAUUGAUUUCCAGCGAGAGCGUAUAAAUGCGCUGAACGAUUCUUUACGUGACGCCGUAGCGCAAAAUGAAAUUAUGACUGGAAGAAUCGCAGAUCUCGAACGCGAAAUCUCCAGACUUAGGCGACCAGCGCAAGAUUACCAAGAUUUCGAAGACGAUCUCAACCGUCGAGAUAACGAUGACGACGACGAUAUCGCCAAUGCACAGCAGCAAAUGGUAAAUCACGAUAAUCGAGCUGCUGGAAAUGAAAAUCAGGACGAUCAAGCUCCAGAGAAUUACGCAAAUAACGAUAACGCAGCCAACGAUUGCCAAGACGUCGAUGAGCGCAACGACCUUAAUGAACCAAUUGAUCGAGCAUUUGCUGAAGGAUUUGUUCAAACGAACGGUAAUUCUAUUAAUUCUAAUACUAAUAUACGCAUCUCAAUUUCUGAAAUUAUUUUACCUGAGCGUGAUUUUGAUCAAUUAUUUCUAAUUAAUUCUAUUUAUUCUCCAGAAGAACGUGAGAUGCAACGCCGUAUGGACCAAGAGCGAGAUGCUCAAGAUGGUGUGAUUCCAGAGCCGGUUCCAGCUUCGGUCAAUGCUCCAGCUCCAUCCGCUCCUAAUCUCGACGAUGUAAACCUCGAGGAGCCUCACCCAUCGAAUUCUGGACCAGUUUUAGUAGCGCCAGAACUGGGAGAAGUAGGAAACGUUGCCGGACCGUCGCGAUUUCGCGAGCCUUUCCGGCCUAGUACACGUAAUGUUUUCUCUUCAUUUUACAACUCCAAUAACGUUUUGGUAAACCACGUUAUGCGGAAUGCAACCGAACAGCGCAAUGAUCAUCAACCUCGUGACCAACCGCUGCUAGAUGAUGAAGACGCCCCGUACGAAGACUUCAGAACGAGGCGCGAAAUACGCGUCUACGAUGGUGGCGUCCAGAGCGCUGUAUUUCCACAUCGACGUGGAAAUAUUAUGGCUAUUUUGAACCAGUCUGGCUAUACUUUCAACCCGCAGAUUCAGCGCGAGCUUCGUCACGAGUAUACUCUGCAUAGCCAGCAGAUGUAUUCUUCAGUUUAUACGAGCUGGUCACCGGACGACCGCCGUCCAACCACCCAUAUUUUCCUGAACGGAUGGUGGGUGAUUGGCGACGGUCUUGCCCACGGUGUUGCGAGAGAACCGCUGAGACGAGAUCCAACGUUAAAGAGUCGCUGGGACCGUAGCCGCUUCGCAGGAAGUUUUCUUUCUGCCAAACGUCUGCGACACAACAUCCAACAACAUGCCCGCAACAUCCCACGGUUCUGCGUAGUGGCCAUGGGAGGACACGACCUAACGCUUGAGUCCGAGCACACGGCCAGAAUAAACACGUCAGCGUUGAUUCAAUUUUUGUUAGACCAACGCGUGGAGCGAAUUCUUAUCCUCCCGAUAAUCAUCGCUGAUCGACGACCAGAUGCGGAGACUCGUCGAUCUUAUCGCGAAUGGCAGCGAGGAAUUUUGCCUCAAUUAGACAGAUCCCGCGUUACCUAUCUGCAAUUUUUGGAAGAAACAAUAGAUCGCGUCCAGCCUUACCAUGCCGACCUCGCCGGCAUCAUAUAUGCGCAUCCGUUCGUACAUUUCGAUAUCAUUUACCGUUUGGCUCAUAUGUUGCGUUAUUUCGAUUAAUUCUAUACCCGGUAUUUGCGUAAAUCUUUUGUUUUCUAUUUUUUCGUUGUUUGAAUUUGUGAAUUUUGUUAUUUUUUCUAUCCUUUCUAUUUCUAAGUUUGAAAUGAAGACAUGGUGGUUCGGCUGAGCAUUCGAUAUUACCUCCACGUUAAAGCCUGUUAUUUUCGAUACCCUCUUUACUCUUUUUACAUGUCUUCGUGUAUUAUUUCUAUUAAUUUGGAUUUUUAGUCGCAUUUUUCUUUCUAACAGGUAUUUACGAAAUUACCAGUUUAUAUUAGUUCUAUUAAUUCUAAGUUCGUUAUUUUUUGAGUUUUGAAUUACCUAUUCAAAUAUUAUUUCUACUUGUUCUAUGUUAUAUUGAUUCUAUUAUUAUUGCGAUUUGAAUAGCUGUGAGUUAUGUUCCUUUUGUUGUGCCGAAGAUAAAAAUAAAAAAAAAAAAGAUGGCAUGAAUAUUAUUGUUUCAUUUUUUCAAUUACAGCUUCAAUUAAUUCAAUUACUUACAAUGCAAAAUCAACAUAACUAGAAAUGCACAUCUCUAAGAGUAAUUCAUUAUAUCGUAUCAUUUCGAAAGAAAAGAUUCUACUUGAGUUCUUAACCUGUAAAUAAUUAUCAUUUAAUAUGUUCAAGAGAAUGGUGAUACUACGAUACGUCGUUUGAAUAAUAAU
Molecule: messenger RNA, 5882 nt
Organism: Planococcus citri (citrus mealybug)
Lineage: Eukaryota; Metazoa; Arthropoda; Insecta; Hemiptera; Pseudococcidae
Exons: 2
Coding region: 2998-5217 (739 amino acids)
Source: RefSeq, a predicted model, not a curated record